This is a messenger RNA of Phytophthora sojae, 1686 nucleotides long. RefSeq lists its product as hypothetical. The transcript has 3 exons. The coding region runs from base 1 to 1569 and encodes 522 amino acids. The record is from RefSeq and is a predicted model, not a curated record. Lineage: Eukaryota; Oomycota; Peronosporomycetes; Peronosporales; Peronosporaceae.
AUGCCGGUGUGCAGCCAUGCUCCACCGUCCGCAGACGCGUUGCUGUUCCCGCCACCGUUGGAGGGGCCACAGAGCAGUGACAAGGGAGCUCCUAAAGCACACAAGAUACGCAGGAAGAACAGUGCGAGUAGCGCGGAGAACCUCACGCUGGCCACGUUGAUUGAGGAGCUGAACAGCAGCGCGCAGAAGCAGCAGCUGCAGACGGCAUCCAAGAUCGCCAAGAAGCUGGCGCCCGUACUAGCUGCUGGAGGCGUCGUGGGGGCCAUCGCCAUGGGGCCUGCGGCUGGAGUGCUGGCGGGACUGAACAUGCUGGUGGCCAGUGUGGGCGCGGAGACGGUCAUGGCGGGUAUUGGACUCACGGCGAGUGCAGCAGCGGCUGCCACUGUGACGCAUCAGAGCAAGGUGAGGGCGGACCAGCGGAAGAAGGAGAGGCUGCGGAAGGGCGAGUGGGCGAUGGAGAUAUGCUGGAACUGCAAGAAGAACUUCGACGGUGCUCCCUCGGACGAGGUCUGGAAAAAGGACGCGGAGUUCCUGCAUGACGAUGGUAGCACCGAGACGUCUUUGGCGAGUGAAGAAGCCCCAACAACGCAGGAAACCAGGCCGGAUGAUACCGAAGUGUACCGCUUCUUGUUCGGCAUCUUUUCUUCGCCCAGUGAGCUACUCGGGCAGAUGAACGUGCAGCUAUGCGAGGCUUUCCGUAAGCGCUUCACGGAGAGGCAUCAGAAGCAGCAGAUGCGACGAUCGAGCUUCACAGAGACAGCUGCGGCUCGCGCGCUGGCCAAGGAUACGCUUCAAGAUACCAAGAUGUACAUCGCGCAUGUUCUGGGUGCGACCUUGCAGUGCCUUCCAAGUCUGGCGAGUACUCCUGAAGCGGUCAGCAGCUGUACCCUAGCAGUGGAGCGGAUUGUUUACGACGACAUCCACGCGAUGGUGUUUGGCGAAUUCCAGCGCGCGUUCAAGGAUGCGGACACGGCCUUCGCUGAUAACCUGGCGGACAUUCGGCGGGAGCAGAAGUAUCACUCGACUGCGCUGUUGCAGCUGCCGCACGCUCCACAAGAAGGAGCUAACGGCAAGCGUUCUCGGCAUCCUGUACUCGCUGAAGACCUACAGAAGGCCGAAGGGAAACUAGUCACCAUGAUGCAGGAGACGUCGUCCCCGCUGCUGAAGUUGGUGCUGCUUUGUGACGGUUUCCGAAGCAUCUGCUGCUUCGCGGAGAAGCUGCACCGAUCGGCCUCGAAUGCCGAUAUGCUGAUACCGAUUCUGUGCGCGUUCCUGGUCGAGUGUCCGCGGCUGUGUCAGGCUGGCUCGGACUUCGUGGCCGAGAUCGCGUUCAUCUCCUUCUUCACGAACGGAGGCGGCAAAGGCGUCGAGGGCUACGUGCUGACCACGUUCCAGGCUGCUGUACAGGUUAUCGCUGCUGUGGAUUUGCCGAGCGGCCACGCGAAGGAGCUGGAACUGUUCAUUAACGACGACGAAAGCGAAGCCGCUGACGAGACCGAAGACGACGAGGAGGACGAGUUCUUUGAUGCCGUGUCCACGACAACCCCAGCGUCUCAGUCGCAGAUCUGACCCUGAGGCCAGGCUUGAUUCGAAAGCCAAUCAGCCCAUAUAACAGUACGUUAGACCGUAUGUAGAUAUGUUUUAGAGUGUAGAGGAAUGCCACGCUGCUACUACCAUUGAGACUGG